GCGGGAAGAAGCCGAGCGGGUUCGAGGCCGACGCGACCCUUCUUCGUUGCCGCCGCGACCCUUCUUCGUUGCCGCCGCGCUGCCGCCGCCGCCCCCGCCGCCGCCGCUGCCGCUGUCUGAGAGAAGCCAUCGCGGCCGCUCCUGCCGCUCUCGCCGGCCACCAUGUCCGCCCAGGCGCAGAUGCGGGCCCUGCUGGACCAGCUCAUGGGCACGGCCCGGGACGGUUCAGUGUAUCUUUGCCUGCCUACAUCAAUCUGCAAGGGAGUUGCAGAAAAGCCUCAUGUUCAUCGAGCCGAGAUGAAACCAGACAGAGGGUCAAGUUUACAGAUGACCGUGUCUGCAAGAGUCACCUUCUGGACUGCUGCCCCCACGACAUUCUGGCUGGGACGCGCAUGGAUUUAGGAGAAUGUACCAAAAUCCACGAUUUGGCCCUCCGAGCAGAUUAUGAGAUUGCAAGUAAAGAAAGGGACCUCUUUUUUGAAUUGGAUGCGAUGGAUCACUUGGAGUCCUUUAUCGCUGAGUGUGAUCGGAGAACUGAGCUUGCCAAGAAGCGGCUGGCAGAGACACAGGAGGAGAUCAGUGCAGAAGUUUCCGCAAAGGCAGAAAAAGUACAUGAAUUGAACGAAGAAAUAGGGAAGCUUCUUGCUAAAGCUGAACAGCUAGGAGCCGAAGGGAAUGUGGACGAAUCCCAGAAGAUUCUUAUGGAAGUGGAGAAAGUCCGUGCAAAGAAAAAAGAAGCUGAGGAAGAAUACAGGAAUUCCAUGCCUGCAUCCAGUUUUCAGCAGCAGAAGCUGCGUGUUUGUGAAGUCUGUUCAGCCUACCUUGGUCUCCAUGACAAUGACCGUCGUCUUGCAGACCACUUCGGGGGCAAGUUACACUUGGGGUUCAUUCAGAUCCGUGAGAAGCUCGAUCAGUUAAGGAAAACUGUGGCUGAAAAGCAGGAGAAGAGAAAUCAGGAUCGGCUGAGGAGGAGAGAGGAGAGGGAGCGGGAAGAACGCCUGAGCAGGAGGUCUGGAUCAAGAACCAGAGAUCGCAGGAGGUCACGCUCCCGGGACCGGCGUCGGAGGCGGUCAAGAUCUACCUCCAGAGAGCGGCGGAAGUCGUCCCGGUCCCGGUCCCGAGACAGACACCGGCGCCACCGAAGCCGUUCCCGGAGCCACAGCCGGGGCCACCGCCGGGCAUCCAGGGACCGGAGUUCGAAAUACAAGUUCUCCAGAGAGCGGGCCUCAAGGGAGGAGUCCUGGGAGCGCGGGCGGAGUGAGCGGGGGGCCACCGACUGGAGGCUCGAGAGCACCAAUGGGAAGACUGCGUCGCGGAGGUCGGAGGAAAAGGAGGCCGGCGAGAUCUGAACCCACGUCCAGGCGCUGUAAAUAGUCUGAUACGUGUUUGACACAGCCUAACGUUACCCUUUAUAUUUGCUGAAUACAACUCAUCUUUUGUAGUUUACCAUUUCUGUUGUUUUGGAGCUAGCUGUGAGUUUCUCGAGAUGUACAGAGUUGCUCCUGUGUUCUGGGUUAUGUCAAGUGGGAAUAAAUAGCCUGACAGACUGCC
Messenger RNA from Mesoplodon densirostris (Blainville's beaked whale), 1551 nucleotides. It is a transcript of the gene LUC7L, whose product is annotated as LUC7 like. The record is from RefSeq and is a predicted model, not a curated record. Bases 393 to 1349 code for a protein of 318 amino acids. Gene Ontology annotation, biological process: mRNA splice site recognition. Lineage: Eukaryota; Metazoa; Chordata; Mammalia; Artiodactyla; Ziphiidae. The transcript is spliced from 11 exons. Gene Ontology annotation, molecular function: mRNA binding. Gene Ontology annotation, cellular component: U1 snRNP; U2-type prespliceosome.